This is a messenger RNA of Beauveria bassiana ARSEF 2860, 1050 nucleotides long. Its product is annotated as cyclin ccl1. NCBI's taxonomy places the organism in Eukaryota, Fungi, Ascomycota, Sordariomycetes, Hypocreales, Cordycipitaceae. Bases 1 to 1050 code for a protein of 349 amino acids. The record is from RefSeq and is a predicted model, not a curated record. The transcript has 2 exons. Gene Ontology annotation, molecular function: cyclin-dependent protein serine/threonine kinase regulator activity. Gene Ontology annotation, cellular component: nucleus; transcription factor TFIIK complex. Gene Ontology annotation, biological process: regulation of transcription by RNA polymerase II; regulation of cyclin-dependent protein serine/threonine kinase activity.
AUGGCCACCGAGGACGAACGCUAUCGACAGUCCAGCCAGUUCCGGCUCUGGUCCUUUUCUCCAGCUGGCCUCAAGGAUCUUCGCCACAAGACAAACGCGCUCGCGAAGCACCAGAUAGCUGCGCGCUUAAACGCCGACCCGCCUCCCGAAUUCCUCACUCCAGAGGAAGAAGCUCGUCUGGUCAAGUUUUUCACCAUUGAGCUGAUUCGCGCCGCGCAAUUCUGCGAGCUCCCGACCGAAAUUCGAUCAACCGCCGCCAUCUUUUUGCGCCGCUUCUACGUGACCAACUCCGUCAUGACCUACCCGCCUACGGAGCUGCUCAAGACGUCGCUAUUUUUCGGUUGCAAAGCCGAGGGCUUCUACAUUCGCCUGGCUAGGCUUGCCGACAAGUUUCCAAACACGACGAGCGAGCAGAUCUUGGCUGGCGAAUUCCUGCUCUGUCAGGGCAUCAGAUUUGCCUUUGACGUCAGACAUCCUUUCCGAGCACUCGAAGGCGCGAUUCUCGAAUUGCGCCGCAAAUUACCCACGGAGCAAAAUAGGAUCAACACAGCGCACAUGCGAACGCGGGAGAUUCUCAAGUUCAGUACCCUGGUCACGGACGUCUACUUUCACUACGCUCCUAGCCAGAUUAUGAUGGCGGCCUUGCUGAUGACUGACGCUGGGCUUGUCGACACGCUGAUUCCUUUGCCCGAGCCUGCCGAUGAGCAUGUCACAACACAAACAGCACUCCGUAACAGGAUAUUCACGGCUCUGGAGGCUUGCCGAAAAAUACUCGAGGAAGAACCCCCAGAACGCAUGACAGACUAUUGGGGAACGCCCGAGACUGUCAAGUCUAUGAAGCCCCUACGAAAAAAAUUACAGAAAUGCCGAGACCCCGAUCGAGCCAAUCUCGUGGCGCUUCAGCAAGCGCGUCGCGAACAGGCCUCCAUAAAAGCAAAGAAACCCAGCGUGCCCGUAGAUGGUGGCUUGGGAACAGAGGCAGAGUCUCGCGAUGCAAAACGUCGAAAACUCGAGGCAGCUGAUGACGUGUUUGGGCCAGCUUUGGGUUGA